CCGCCCCCUGGAAAAUGGCGGGCGCGCGGUAAACGGCCCCCCGGGCGGGGGACGAGAACGCGCAGGCGCCGCGCCCGUGGCGGCUCUUCCGUGUGCACCCGGGUGGCCGCACCGCCCCUCGGUUCGACCUUCUCGCCGCGCGGGGUUCGGGGCUGCCCGUGUCUGGGCUUGCGGCGGUUGUAACGGCCUGGGCGGUGGCGUUGAGGAGAGAGAGAGAUUUCAAUGGAACAGCAGAUUGAAUGAACAUGUAUCUUCCUGAUUGGGUGAUGGAUAAAGUCUAAGACCAUACAAGCAACUCUUUCUCAGCCUGACAUAAAGCAUAAAUACAUGUUAAUGUAGGAAACUGGAAGUAACAUACAAAAAUAGUCAUGGGUAAGAGAAAGGAAGAAAGUAUUUCAAAGCCUGGAUCUCAAAAAAGGCUGAGACAAGAAUACACAAAUGAACACAGCGAUGAGUCUAAUGACGAAGAAAAUUCGAAGUCAUCAGCUGAUAGUAGUUUCUCUUUACUCUCGAGUGUAGGGGAAGUUGGGAUAAUUGAAAGUAUCCAGCUGAAGAACUUCAUGUGCCAUUCAAUGUUGGGGCCUUUUCAGUUUGGAUCAAAUCUCAAUUUUGUUGUUGGAAACAAUGGAAGUGGAAAAAGUUCUGUAUUAACUGCUCUUAUUGUUGGACUUGGUGGAAAAGCCACUGCAACUAAUAGAGGUUCCUCAUUAAAAAUGUUUGUACGAGACGGAGAGAAUUCUGCAGAUAUUUCCAUAACACUGCGAAACCAAGGCAGAGAUGCAUUUAAACCAGAAGUGUAUGGUGACUCUAUUAUUGUGAGUCAGCACAUUAACCUGGAUGGAAGCAGAAGUUAUAGACUGAAAAGCAAAUCUGGGACCUUAAUUUCUUCAAAGAAAGAGGAACUCGUAGGAAUACUGGAUCACUUUAAUAUACAGGUAGAUAAUCCUGUGUCUGUUCUAACCCAAGAAAUGAGUAAGCACUUUUUGCAGUCUAAAAAUGAAGGCGACAAGUACAAGUUUUUUAUGAAGGCAACUCAGCUGGAACAAAUGAAAGAAGAUUAUUCAUCUAUUAUGAAAACUAAAGAGAAUACGUGUAAUCAGAUAGAACAAGGAGUAGAGCGUCUUCAAGAACUUAAGCAGCUUUAUUUUGAAAAAAAGGAACGUUACAAAAGCUUCGGGUUUGUGAAUGAGUUGCGAAAUCAUCUUGAAGAUUUGAAACAUAAAAUGGCAUGGGCAGUGGUGAGUGAGAUGGAAAAAGAAAUACAGCCCAUCAAAGAAGGCAUCAGAGCUGAGGAAGAAAAUACAGAGAAGUUUGUUCAGAAGCUAGAAGAGUGCCAGGCAAAAGUGAAGGAAGCAGAAGAAAAGUACAAAGCAAUACAAGACAAGUUAAUAACAAUAAAUGAAGAAGCACAAGCCCUGCAUCCUCAGUGUGUGUCUUUAAAGGCUGAUGUGCAGGCAAGAAGAAAAGCAGUCAAUGAAGCUGAGGUACUUUAUAAUCGUUCCCAAACUGAGUUAAAACGUCUGGGAAAAGACGAUGAACAGCUACGUAAACGAAUUGAAGAAUUGAAAAGAAGUGCGAAUCAGGUUUCAGAGCCUGAAAAGUUGGAAAGACAAAGGAAAAUCGCACACUUAAGGGAACAGUUAAAGGCAUUCCAUAAUGAAGAAAUAAUGAUUGGUCAACAGGUGGAUCAGUUUCAGCAAGCUAUAUAUAAGUGUAAGGAAGAACAUACAAGACUUAGGAGAGAAGACUUUGAGGCGAAACAAGCACUAGAUGCCAAGCAGAAACAUCUGAGAGAGCUGAAAGAUAGUAAAACAAAUACCUUGAAAAGGUUUGGACCACAUGUACCAGCAUUUCUUGAAGCAGUUGAAACAGCCUAUAGGCAAGGGCGCUUCAAACACAAACCUGUCGGACCUUUAGGUGCUUUCAUUCAUCCAAAGGAUGCAGAACUGACCUUGGCUGUUGAAUCUUGUUUAAAGAGCCUAGUUCAGGCAUUUUGCUGUGAUAAUCAUAGUGAUGAGAGAACUCUUCAAAAACUAAUGGCAGAGUAUUAUCCACAUGGACACAGACCUCAAAUAAUUGUAAAUAAGUUUCAGAAUGAAAUUUAUGAUGUUAGACACAGAGGAGUUUUUCAUCCAGAAUUUCCAUCGGUUCUCACAGCGUUGGAAAUAGAUCACGCAGUGGUUGCCAAUUGUUUGAUUGAUGUGAGGGGUAUAGAAACAAUCCUGCUGAUUAAAAGUAGCCGUAGAGCUCGGGAAGUAAUGCAGUCUAAUCGUCCCCCAAAGAAUUGUCGAGAAGCUUUCACUGCUGAAGGUGAUCAAGUAUUUGAAAGACGAUAUUACUCUUCUGAUUACCUCAGACCCAAGUUCCUAAGCCAAGAUGUUGAAGCAGAAAUAAGUCACUUGGAGAAAGAAAUUGAAAACAAAAAGGCACAGUUGAGAGCAUCUCAGGAGUGUUUAUAUUCCAUUGAAAAUGAGAUCAGGCAGAAUGAAGGGCAUCUUCAUGGUCAUCAACGACACCAAAAAGAGCUACAGGUAAAAAUAAGAAGAACAAAUGCAGAAAUAGCCGAUCUUGAAAAUAGGGAAGAACACCAAUCAGUGGACAUCCGUACACUAGAAGAUGAAGUUCAAGAAAAUAAGGGUAAGAUGGAAUCUGUAAUAAAAGACAUGCAGCAACAAAGCAAGAAAAUGGAAGAACUGAAAAGUAUUCUCCAGGUAGCUGAAAAAAAAUUGGAAGAAAUGAAAGAAAAAGUUCAUCAAGUAGAAGAAAUUGCUGGCCCAAUUAAGGAUGAAUUAAACCAAGCUGACUCAGAAGUGGAAAACAGUAAACAACGUUUUCAGCACUAUGAAGACAAACAGAAGGAACGCUUGGCUUGCAUAAAAAGACAUAAAGAAUUACUGGCUGCCAAGGAAAAAGAAUUAGAGGAAAAAAUUUCACAAGCUAGGCAAAUCUACCCAGAGCGCAUAGAGGUCAGCAGAACUGUUAAGAGUCUUGAUGCAGAAAUGAAUCGCUUGAGAGAGAGGAUAAAUACAGAAAAUAGUCGCCAUGGCAACAGAGAAGAAAUCAUACAGCAAUUUCAUGAUGCAAAGGAAAGAUAUGAGGAUGCAAACAGUAAAGUGAAGCAUUUAAAGAAAUUUAUUAGGCUGCUGGAAGAAAUAAUGACACAGAGAUUCAAAAUAUAUCAUCAGUUCUUAAGGCUCCUUUCAUUACGAUGCAAACUCUACUUUGACCAUUUAUUACGUAUUCGAGCUUGCUCUGGAAAAAUACUUUUUGAUCACAAGAAUGAGACACUUUCAAUAAACAUUCAACCUCGAGAAGAAGACAAAGCCUCCCUCAAUGAUGUGAAAUCCUUAUCAGGAGGUGAACGUUCCUUCUCAACAGUUUGUUUUAUUCUUUCUCUGUGGUCCAUUACUGAAUCUCCUUUCAGAUGCUUGGAUGAAUUUGAUGUCUACAUGGACAUGGUUAACAGAAGAAUUGCAAUGGACAUGAUUCUCAAAGUGGCUGACUCUCAGCAUCAUCGACAGUUCAUUUUGCUCACCCCACAAAGCAUGAGUUCUCUGCCUACGAGUUCCCGUAUUCGCAUCCUCCGAAUGCAAGACCCUGAAAGAGGCCAAAGAACACUGAAUUUCAGAAAUAGGAAUGACGAAGAGGAAGAUCAAUAAGUAUCGUUGUGAACUUGAAAUUGUUGGGAGCUCUUCAAAAACAAUAACUUGUUAGAGUUCAGCCAUUAAGCAUAUUUUAUUUCUCUUUUUUGGAUGUUAUGGGGAUACAAAAGCCAUUAAGACUAUUGAGAGCAGUUCUGCAGUUUCUACAGUUGUUUACCAAACAGCAAUUCCUCAAUAAAACCUCAUUGUAUUACAAGUUAACUUUGUAGCCAAAUUUGUUAUUAGCUGCUGCUUCCUAUUUUCUGUUCUUUAAUGUUAUUUGUUUUUACACAAGCAUGUGUUAAAUUAGUGGAGGACUAUGAAGACGAUGAGGGGUCUGGAGCAUCUUUCUUUUGAGGAAAGACACAGAGAGCUGGGUCUGUUUAGCCUGGAGAAGAGAAGCUGAGAGGGGAUCAUAUCAAUGCUUAUAAAUAUCUCAAGGGUGGGUGUCAAGAGGAUGGACCAGACUCCUUUCAGUGGUGUCCAGCAACAGGAUGAGGGGCAAUGGGCACAGACUGAAGCACAGGAGGUUCCAUCUGAAUAUGAGGAGAAACUUCUUUCCUGUGAGGUGCCAGAGCCCUGGAACAGGCUGCCCAGAGAGGCUGUGGAGUCUCCUUCUCUGGAGACAUUGAAACCCACCUGGACACAUUCCUGUGUGAUCUGCUCUGGUGACGCUGCUUUAGCAGGUGGGUUGGACUGGAUGAUCUCCAGAGAUCCCUCCUAACCCCAACCAUUCUGUGAUUGUGUAUCUCUGAAAUACGGAGGCUGUCGAAGAAUUGAAGGAAAUACCCUGAGAAAGCUAACUGCAGUGCUAGUGCGGUCUAACUUUAGAAAUUAAGUCUAGUGACCUUUUAAAAGCUUCAGCUGUUACUUCUGAAAGCCCAGGGUUAUGGGCCAAGAGACUUGGAGCAGCCACGAGGAGCUGACUGACAGAACAGGGCUGGGCUCUAUGUUGAAGUGCAUGGCAGGAGAGAGACAGACAGACCGCAGUCAGAAAUCGAAGUGGGGAGGUUCUGUCUGGAUAAACCUGGGAGAGGGAUUGUUCAUGAUGAGAGUAAGAGGCAGUUGAGCAUUUUUGUGACAGGCUACAGAAUCUGCAUCCUUGGAACCUUUCAGGUCUGAACAGGCUGACUGCUGUACGUCCCGCAAGCAGGGGCUUGGACAAGGGACUUCUGGAGGUCCCUACCAAACCAAACAAUUCUAUAAUCCUGUGAUUUGAUGGAACAUAUGUUAAAGAUACUUGCAACUGUUUGAGGAUUAUGUGAAAAUACUGGGUGGAGCAGGAACCACACAAAGUGCAUACUUGGCAAAACUGGUCUGGAACACGAGCCCAGUUUGUUUGUACUGGGAGUCCUCGAUCCUGUUAUGUGAUUAUGAACCGCAUGUUCAGUUUGACUCACUUUUAUGAUGAAACUAGAAUAUGUUUCAGACUGCUACAAUUUGCAAUGAUAGAAUGGCAUAGCUUUAUUUAUUCCUGAUGUUGUUUAGCAUCCAAAAAAUAAAGCAGAGGCAGGAAGGAGAAAAGUAUUCAUCUUCAUUAGUACUUUUAUAAUGAGUUGUGUAGAGAAAGGAGUUUAAGAAAAAUGACUGCAUUCCUACUGAGCUAACACUUCAGCUGUCUCCCAGAUUUUCUAUAGACUUAUUUGAAAUGUUGGAGCAGUUGGCAACAAUUUUGCACUUUUGUUCAAAUCAAUAUAUUGUAUUUAUUCUAAUCUACCACUGUGCUUGAUGAAAAUGUGUGCCUGACUGCGUAAUGGUUAUAAGCAACCGUUUUCAUGGUAGAGGAUUUGUUCUGAAUAAACAAUUACUGAAGCA
This is a messenger RNA of Columba livia (rock pigeon), 5456 nucleotides long. It is a transcript of the gene SMC6, whose product is annotated as structural maintenance of chromosomes 6. Gene Ontology annotation, cellular component: site of double-strand break; nucleus; Smc5-Smc6 complex. Gene Ontology annotation, molecular function: damaged DNA binding; single-stranded DNA binding. The record is from RefSeq and is a predicted model, not a curated record. Bases 369 to 3659 code for a protein of 1096 amino acids. Gene Ontology annotation, biological process: double-strand break repair via homologous recombination. NCBI's taxonomy places the organism in Eukaryota, Metazoa, Chordata, Aves, Columbiformes, Columbidae. The transcript has 29 exons.